AUGGGUGGAAAGUCAAUAACUAUCAAAAAAACACUGACAUAUCUGGGAAUUAUUCUGGAUUACCGGCUCUCCUGGGAGCCUCAUAUUGAUCAUAUAACAAAGCGAACUGGAUUAAUUUUUCAGGCCUUCACUAAGGUUGCUCGUGGCACGUGGGGACUUAGUUUUGAUGCCCUUGAAACAAUUUACAAUCAAUUAUUCAUACCAAUUAUCACUUAUGCCUGUGGUUGUUGGGGAUGGGCAUCAAAUAAGACCCAUCCUAAAUGUAAAUUAACAUCAGCUCAGAGGAAAGCUUUGAUCCCUCUCACCAAAGCUUAUAAAACUACUUCCUACCUACAAGUGUUAGCACGAAAGCCUCCUAUAGAACUACAUAUUCAGUUCUACAGCCAACUCAGCUGUCUAAAAUGGGGGAAUAACAUCCAUCUAACCAGAGAUACAAUUUUAACUUCGGAGUUUGAAUCUGAACCCCCCUUUAGCUUGUCACCAAGUCCGAGUAUACCUCAUAUAAACAUUAUUUACAAUACAGAUUAUAAUGGCAUUUUAAUAUUUACUGAUGGAUCGAAAAAUGGCAGUAACGUUGGCUGCUCGUUCGUUGUCUUACUGAAUAAUAAUGAAAUACAUCAUAGCACUUUUAGACUUGGUGUAUAUACAACAAUUUUCCAGGCAGAGUUAUUUGCCAUUCUUAUGGCCCUGACAUGGGCAAAUACUCAGUACCAAUCAAGCUAUAUUACGAUCAUCAGUGACAGUGCUUCUUCCUUAGCCGUCAUUAACAGUUCACAAUUACAUCCUUUGUCUAUACGUAUUAAGAAUCUGAUAAUGACUUCCAGUAACAAAUAUAGCCUGAUGUGGACUAAGGCACAUCACGGUUUGGCCGGGAAUGAAAGAGCUGACGCAUUAGCUAAAGCAGCUGCCAAUAAUUCGCAGCUAGAAAUCUCUUAUAACAAAGUCAGCUUGACCACUGUUAAAAGACUUUUGUGGAGAGAAGUCCUGGAUAUAUGGCAAAACAAGUGGAACAGAGAAUAA
Centruroides sculpturatus (bark scorpion) is the source of this 1020-nucleotide messenger RNA. RefSeq lists its product as uncharacterized. The transcript has a single exon. Bases 1 to 1020 code for a protein of 339 amino acids. The record is from RefSeq and is a predicted model, not a curated record. Gene Ontology annotation, molecular function: RNA-DNA hybrid ribonuclease activity; nucleic acid binding. Lineage: Eukaryota; Metazoa; Arthropoda; Arachnida; Scorpiones; Buthidae.